AUGGUUAAAAGUAAAAACAACACGAUGCUAGACAAAGACAACUCGCCAGAGACUCAUCCGCACAAAAGGACAAGAGUGAAUGACGUUGAGAAUACACCAGCGAUUGAAGACAAUGUCGACAGUGGACAAGUCACUAUCAACAAUAGUGUAGCGACAGGAAGUGCCACCAAUAGCACUACUAAGUUAAGUGAAAAUGCAUCAAUGGAUGUGCACACCGAUACUCUACCUACUGCACCAAAACAAGCUUUGGGUGCAAGCCAAGCGACAUUAGCUGUCAAAACUGUGAUCCCUCACCCGACCAAACAAAUAAUAGAUGAUAGUGAAGUAGAGGAAUACAGUGAUGCUUUGAAAUUACGUCUUGAAAAGCUAUCAGAAUACAUGAACCCGAAAGCAAACAUCUAUGCGCUUGGCAAACUCCUUCCAACAGCAACCUGGGGACCCUAUAGGCCAGUCAAUGAUCGCAGCAAGAUAUUGUGUGAUCCUGCUACUGGAGAAUCUCUCACUAUCUGGAUUGUUGGGAGAAUUGCAAAGAUGUGGUUCACAAAGCAAGGACGUCCCGAAAGUCAAGCGUCUAUCACUAUCUUGCCUCUGUCACAGAGUUUGGUGAGGCAAAGCAGCUUAUUACUGGCCAAGUUUUCGAACCCGGCCUUGAGUUUGAAUCAACAGAAGUGGCAGAACACUAAAGCAGGGGAUAUGGUAACUGAACCUAUUCUCUUCGAUGUGAUAUAUGAUGCGAGAGCCGAAGGGUCAUUAAAGACUUACACUGAAAGACCUCUUUGGAACCUCGCCGAUUUAAAGCCUGGAGAUCUCAUACUCUUAGAGAUGAGAAUGACACGCUAUUCAAAGAAGGGUGAGGAUAAAUCACCUACACAAGCAGCUCUGCUACAAGCUAUAAGAGUGAUUACAAACAACAAACAACUCUCUCAUAGAGAAGUAUACAAAGAAGUGAAGGCGCAGAAUCCUUUAUGGUAUAUUAGUCUAAAGCCGUGCCCUACAUCAAAUAUAGAGGCCUUACAACUUAUUGAGGAUCAUCUGUACCCGGGUAUCUAUUUCACCGCCAUGCAACAUGAUGAACGUCUGUACCAUCCCAUACUACUAGAAAUAUUCGGAAAGAAGAAAUGUCCUCGUGGAGACAUAAUUGUUGUUAAGAACGGCUACAAUUUCAUCGCAAAUGCACCUGACUUUGACAUCGAUGUCAAUGAAUUAGGAAGAACACUAUGGUGGUACCUUAAAAGUGGAAGAGAACCUGUCACCGAAGCGAGCGAGAGACGCUUAAUGCAUUACAUAGAUCAAUCUGUGUAA
Suillus bovinus is the source of this 1302-nucleotide messenger RNA. RefSeq lists its product as uncharacterized. The transcript is spliced from 9 exons. The record is from RefSeq and is a predicted model, not a curated record. Bases 1 to 1302 code for a protein of 433 amino acids. NCBI's taxonomy places the organism in Eukaryota, Fungi, Basidiomycota, Agaricomycetes, Boletales, Suillaceae.